Pisolithus orientalis is the source of this 1452-nucleotide messenger RNA. RefSeq lists its product as uncharacterized. The record is from RefSeq and is a predicted model, not a curated record. Lineage: Eukaryota; Fungi; Basidiomycota; Agaricomycetes; Boletales; Pisolithaceae. Bases 1 to 1452 code for a protein of 483 amino acids. The transcript has 9 exons.
AUGGCAGGGAACAUACCAUCCGCUGGGACUCACCAAGCUUUCAGCGGAGUCACAAAAGCUGGUACUUCCGUGAAAUCUCUAUCGGGUAAGCGGGGGCUGGUGUGCAUGGGGGCAAGGUGUUCUGCAAAUGCUGCGGGAGAGGCAAGCUUCGUUGCAUCUUAUAUCCAGGAUGACUGCCACUGCCACGGAACGUACACCUCUGAAGGCCACAUGAACAACGCGAAACAACAGCUAGCAGAUUGCGCGCGAUGCUGCGCUGAGACCAGCUCCAGCGAGGACGACGACGUGCUUGUCUUCUCGGAGCACAACGCGAAAUGCGUCGUAGUUGUCGGCCAUGGCGCCGGAGUGAACAUGAUGUUACGGCGCCUCCCCUAUACCCUCUCAGCAACAUCGCACUCCUUUGCAACCGUGGCCUUGGCACAAGUUCUGCCUAGCAGGUUGCAUCGACGGGUUAAGUUGUCAAUAUUGGACGACGUGCCAGGCGUGCAGCCGACAGAGUCGGUCCGAACCUUACAAUACCACUUCGUUACACGUCGACCCCCUCUCACCGUAGAAGUUUUAUAUCAUCCACACAACUCAAUCUUUCCCAUGCUGAGGAAGGAAUUGGCUGGGGUUUCACGGCUUUGGAGGGAUUUAAUCCUCGAAACUCCCAGUUUCUGGGGUGAUAUCGCGUUGACAUUUAGUUCUAAAGUGGAACCCGAAUCCUUGAUGACACAGCUGAAGAGGAGUCGUGAAUGCCCUCUUGACAGCACAAUUUGCUACCUACCUCACGCAGUGGCUGCACGUCACGCUUUGGACCUUCUUGUUCCCACCACGGAUUGCUGGCGUAGCCCCAGUCUCCAAGUUGUAGCCAAGGUCGUAUCCAACGUCAUGCACAAGCUCAACAGGUUCGAACGAUGUUUCAAUCAGUUUGUGGGACAUCUAUUAGGAUUAUAUGGCACCGAGCGCCAUUUAAUUCUCGUCGUUCCUCGUGGCCUCAUGGGUAUACCCACCCAAUCGUUAACCACACUCACAUUCACUUCCGACUGUGAUCAACACUGGGUGCUUGAACGGGAUACCCUCGACUUCCUGGUCCUCCAGACGCUUGUGCUAGACAAUAUUGAUGCCCACGGUUUCGUGAACGCCAUCCUAGCGCUAAAGAUGGAACAUCUCGACUACACUCGCCUCCGCGGGUUCUGUCUUUGGCACGUUUGGGCCAAAAUUUUCGCCAUGAUCGAUCUCGAUGACUCAGAAGCGCGCACACUCUGCCAAGCUUUCUCUGGAAGGGUAAAUGGCAAGGACAACAUCGUUUCGGACAACUGGCGGGAACUGUCCCUUGGCACGGUGGAACUUUUCGGGCUCCUGAAUGAAAUGCCAUCUUUGUCCAAAACCGCCAGCGUAGGCACAGACGGUGAUCUCGUGAAAUUGUUCCUGAUAUUUGCAGCUGUGGCCAAAUACACACCGUAUCAGUAG